UCGUCUUCUGUGACGUCUUCAGAUAGCUAGCACUGCAACGCUCUACACUAAACGUCCAUUUUGUGGGCUUUAGAAAAGGCGAAUUAUUAAGGUAUCCGUUACUGUCUUUGCUGUGAAUCUAAAUAACUGCUUUAUUGUAUUUUGGAAACUUUUGUCGGGAAGCCCUGAAAAGUAAAGCCGUUCAGUUCGCCAUCUUUUUUCUUCUUCUUCUAUUAUUUAAGGGAGAUCGGUGUGCGUUACCGCCACCUUGUGAAGUGGCGGAGUGUUGCAACGUUAAAGAACCAACUUUCAGUCAAUUCAUGAAUAUAGUUAUAUCUGCUCCCGGAACCAUUCCACACUAAUUCGUCUAUACCCGGAUGUGAUGUAAGAACGCAAAUAGAUACGUCACGGACACGUCACAAGUAUUAUUUUCAUUGUCUGACGCUGAAGAUACUUUAUUAUCGCCCUGUUUUCAUGUCUUCAUGCAUCCCAGCAUGGCCAAUCACACAAUAUGAGGAAAUCAUUUCAACAACUUGCAACGUCAUUCCGGAUACAGCUUCCGGGUCACGUGGUUGAAACCUAGCUAUACGGAGAAAAGGAAGAAAAACAACGUGGCGUGCUGUGGUUUUUAGAGCCCGGACAGAAGUUGGAAAUUAGGAGACAGCAGUUAAAUAGAUUAACAGUAAAUACAACAACAAAUAACACAGAGACAAAAGCCCACAAAAGCGAACUUUGGCGUAUCGGAGUCAUAGAAGAUGAACCACUGCUAUGCUAAGAUGGCGACGUCCAGUCAAAGAGAAGGAGGAAGAGAAUCAUCGCCACCAACUCCCGGAAAAUCAUCAACGGAGAAACCCCCCCGGACAACAGAUAACAACGUCCAGCAGCUGACUGGCUGUCAAGAAGAACAUCCCACACAGCCACAGGGGGGUGAGGAGGAUCUACAGCCCCCCCAUGUUAAAGAGGAAGAGGAGCAGGAGGAUGAUCUCACCAAGCUCACUGUUGUCUCUGUGAAGAUUGAAGACCAUGAAGACAUGACAAAUUUGUUGUGUCCUUCAGACGUCCAGCAGAUGAUUGGUCAUGACGGAGAAUGUCCCCCUCAGUCGCAGGAGGGGAGCUCCACUUUGACAAAAGAGAAUCCACAGCCCUCCCACUGUAAAGAGGAAGAGGAGGAACUCAAAAUCACUGAAGAGGAGGAGUAUCUUCUCGAGGAUGAUCUCACCAAGUUGCCACUGACCGUGUUUGUGAAGAUUAAAGACGAAGAGGAGACACAAGUCGACCUUUUGGCCCCACUAUCCGAUAGUGACGACACGUCAUACUGCCCCGAGGAUGACGACCAAGAAGCUUUGAGCAGCAACACCGACUCUGAAGAUGAUAUGGGCAUGCCCACUGACGAGAGGGCGGCUGAAGUUUGCGCUCAAGGCUUUUCUGACGAGUACCACUCGAGUAUAACUCCACACACGCAGACCCAGACUAGAAAAAAACCUUUUAGUUGUUCGGUUUGCGGUCAAAGAUUCUCCCGUAAGUCUGCUUUGAUAUUGCACACGAGAACGCACACAGAAGAAAAACCUUUCAGUUGCUCAGUGUGCGACACAAGAUUCUCUCAGCGUGCACACAUGGUGUCACAUAUGAGAAGCCAUACCAGAGAAAAACCUUUUUGUUGUUCCGUGUGUUGUCAAUUAUUUGAUGGGAAGUCGGCUUUGGAAUCACACAUGGAAACGCACUCGGGGGAGAAACUUUUCAGCUGCUCUGUUUGCGACGAAAGCUUUUCCAACAAGAGCAGUUUAUCUUAUCACAAGCUGAAACACAAAGAAAAGAAACCUUUUGCUUGUUCCGUUUGUACGAAAAGAUUCUCUCUGCGUGCGCACAUGGAAUCACACAUGAGAAGGCACACGGGAGAAAAACCGUUUAGCUGUUCUGUUUGUAACAAAAGAUUUGCUCACCAGUCAACCUUGGUAUCGCACAUGAGAAUGCACACAGGUGAAAAACCUUACAGUUGCUCAGUUUGCGAGGAAAGCUUUUCCAACAAGAGCAGUUUAACUUAUCAUAAACUGAAACACACGGGAAGAAGAGCCUUUGCUUGUUCCGUCUGUAGCAAAACCUUCCCAAUGCGUGCGCACAUGUUAUCACACAUGAGAACGCAUACGGGAGAGAAGCCGUUCAGUUGCUCCGUUUGUAGCGAAAGCUUUUCUUACAGCUACAGUUUGACACAUCACAUGCAGAAACACACUGGAGAAAAACCCUUUGAGUGCUCAGUUUGCGCUAAAAGAUUCUCUCAGCGUGCCCACUUGGUGACGCACACGAGAACGCAUACAGGAGAAAAACCUUUUAGUUGUUCUGUUUGUGCACAAAGAUUUGCUCGAAAGUCGUACGUUAUAUCACACAUGAGGAUGCACACCGGUGAAAAACCUUUCACUUGCUCGGUUUGCGAUAAAACGUUCACGAGAAGAGAACAUAUGGUGUCUCACAUGGGAAUGCACACAGGAGAAAAACCGUUUACUUGCUCGGUUUGCGGCGAAAGCUUUUCCAGCAGGAGGAGAUUGACUUGUCACACACACACCCACACCGGAGAAAAGGCGUUUAUUUGUUUGGUUUGUGCUGAAGCGUUUGUCUUUAAGAGUCAUUUGAUUCAACAUGAACGCACACACAAAAAUGAGAAAAGUUUGAGAUGUUCCGUUUGUGAGGAAAGUUUUUCUCAUAUGAAAAGUUUGGCAGUUCACAUUCAGACGCACGAUGGUGAAUAAAUGUCGUCAUGGUCUGUGUGUGUGUGUGUGUGUGUGUGUGUGUGUGUGUGUGUGGAAAGAUUUUAAAACGAAAGAUGUCAUGUCACAGGUGAGAAAUGCUCCACUUUGCGUAUGAUACAAGUUAUCCUUUUGGGUUAGUGUGUUGAUUUGUUGUGUUUUUCAUUUUCCUUCCUUAUCUUCUGCUUCUGUAUCAUUUUGUAGACUUUCCGUAACCUUGCUUUUUGUUUUUUAGUUAUUUUUUAUGAGGCCCAGAAUUCCUGGCCGCACCCAUCGGUGAUCAUUAAGUUGCGUUUGUGUUGUGACGAUGUUCUGUAAUAAUGUUCUACAUGUACUAACUUUACACUUGGUAUCGGCUUUAAUGAAGCAAACAUUAGAUUACGGAGACAAUGACUGGGACUAUUUUUUGUUGGAUGAAUACAACAAAAAAUGACCAUGACCUUCUGCUGUAACAUUUUCCAAACAUACUUUUUGUAUAAAUUCUUAGUAUAAAGUAUGCUUAAUGUAAUGAUGACUUGGUCAGUACCGGAGGGGGCUCUAUUGUAUAACAAGCCAGUGUUAUGCAUGACUAUAGGACCUAGGACACUGAUAAGAUGGAUGAAUGUUAUGUCUAUAUAUGCCUGUGUAAAUGUAUAUAUAUAUAUAUAUAUAUACAUAAAUAUGUAACAGCAGAAAUGUAACAACUCCGCUUCUGCACCUUCUAAUCGAGUAUUAAAAUGGCUUUCUUGUUUGUUCCGUUAUUUGUUUAGUAUGCUUACAUAAUUAUACAUGAAUAUAGUUGGGGGUGCCUACUCUUCCUUAAUAGUAUAUCCAUCUCUGUGGGUGGGCUUGUGGGAGUGCUUGGGAUGGUGUAAAUUACACAGCCCGUUUACUUGCAAGAGGCAGGGAAUCCAUAAAAAUAUUGCAGGGAGAGGUGCAAAGUCUGGAAGAUCAAGAAAGCUUUCUGUGUGGGUUAUUUUGUGUUGCUGUUCUACUGUUAAUGUAGGUAACAGGUCCUGUUUACCUACUUUAAAACUCAAAAUGACAUCAAUCUUAAAGGGAUAGUUCAGAUUAGGGAUGAGCCGAAUACUCGUUAUAAACGAGUAUAUUAUGGAUAAUGCAUUUUUUUUAUUAAAAGAGUAUUAAAACAAGUACAGCUGUCAAUUAUUAUAUCCGUAAAAUAAAUCCUUAUAUGUAUACUAUUGUGUAGUUGUUAGCAAUAAAGUUUGUUUUUAAAAAAAAAAACCCUCAUUGGAUAUUGUACUCACUAUUCAUUCUUUAUGCUCUGUGAUGAAGUUUGCUGCA
Messenger RNA from Doryrhamphus excisus (bluestripe pipefish), 4001 nucleotides. RefSeq lists its product as uncharacterized. Gene Ontology annotation, cellular component: nucleus. NCBI's taxonomy places the organism in Eukaryota, Metazoa, Chordata, Actinopteri, Syngnathiformes, Syngnathidae. Gene Ontology annotation, molecular function: DNA-binding transcription factor activity, RNA polymerase II-specific; RNA polymerase II transcription regulatory region sequence-specific DNA binding. Gene Ontology annotation, biological process: regulation of transcription by RNA polymerase II. The record is from RefSeq and is a predicted model, not a curated record.